This is a messenger RNA of Nymphalis io (European peacock), 2461 nucleotides long. Its product is annotated as RNA-binding protein 28. Bases 202 to 2418 code for a protein of 738 amino acids. Gene Ontology annotation, molecular function: RNA binding. The transcript is spliced from 11 exons. Lineage: Eukaryota; Metazoa; Arthropoda; Insecta; Lepidoptera; Nymphalidae. The record is from RefSeq and is a predicted model, not a curated record.
UAUUGAAAACAAUGUGCGUAUCGCGUGCAGCCGCGCGAGUUAAAAUACAAGCGAAACAGAUUUAUUUUGUGAAGUAUAGGCUAUAAUCGUAAAAUUAUUGUAAAAUUACAUGAAUUAUAUUAUUUAAUGACGAUAAGUUUUGUUAUAAUCUUAAACCAUUGUUAAACGUGUGCGUAAACGUACAAUAAUAAUUUUACAAAAAUGACUGAAGAUGAUAAUAAUGUGGACUCAGAAAGUAACACGAAAUAUAAAGAUGGAGUUAACCAAAAUGCUCGUUUAAUAGUGAGAAACAUAUCAUUUAAGGCUACGGAUGAAAAUGUCAGAGAAUAUUUUUCACAAUACGGCACCGUAGAAGAGGUUAAAUUGUUAAAGAAGCCCGAUGGAAGGCUUGUCGGAUGUGCUUUCGUACACUACACUCAUGUCCCAAUGGCCAAUAAAGCCCUAGCUGCCACAAACAAGAAAGCCUUUCUCGGUCGGCCUAUAUAUGUUUCUUGGGCAGUCCCACAGCGUAAAUAUAACGAAGAUAUACAGAAUAAUGGUCCAAAGAAAUUUAACAAUACUAAAGAUGACUCUAAACCAGAUAUUAAAGAUGAAGACGGAGAAGUUAAACCGACGUCAAAAGAAGAAAAGGACAAAACAAGAUUUAAUCGUAGAGCUCGUCUGAUAGUUCGUAAUAUAUCUUUUAAAGCGACGGAGGAGUCUCUGAAAGAGCAUUUUGAUCCAUAUGGUGUAGUUCAAGAAGUAAAAUUAUUAAAAAAACCAGAUGGAAAACUGGUUGGGUGUGCAUUUGUACAUUUUAAAAAUGUACCAAUGGCUACAGAGGCAAUUUUGAAAACAAAUAUGAAACCAUUUUUGGGUAGACCGAUAUCAGUGGAUUGGGCAAUAGCAAAAGAUAAAUAUAUGCAGCAUGUUGUCAACAAGCAGGUCGAAAUGCAAGACAAUGUUAAGAAGGAGGAGUCAGAUAGUGACGAUGAUGACAACGCAAUGAAUGUUUCAACUGAAGACGUUAAACAGGAAAUUAAAGAUGAAUCGGAUGGUGAUGAAUCUGAUUCAGAUAAUGAAGUAAAGUCAGAAGACGAAGAAGAUGAUGAGAAUGAAGAUGAAGAUGAUGAAUCAGAGGACGAUGAAGACGUUGAUAAAGAGGUUGACGACGACGAUGGUGGUGAUGACGAUAAAAGUGUAACAAGUACACAGCCUGAAUUUCAAAGGAUAAAACUGAAUGACGCCGAGGACGGCUGCACGGUGUUUCUUACGAACGUACCGUUCAGCGUGGACAAUGACGAGCUGCGGACCUUUGCCGAGAGGACGGGCCCCGUGAAAUACGCCCUCAUCUGUGUCGAUAAGCUGACCGAACAUUCAAAAGGUUCUGGAUUUGUUAAAUUUACGAACAAAGAGGAUGCAGAACGCUUCCUGUCUCUAGAUGCGUCCGAGUUGCGGCUGGAGGGGCAGGCCGUGCAGGUGAGACCGGCGCUGCGACGGGACAACCUCGGCACGGGGAACAAGAAGCAACCCAAGGACAACCGGAACUUGUACUUAGUCAAGGAAGGAGUGGUCGUGGCGGGCACGAAGGCGGCAGUGGGCGUGUCCGCCUCGGACAUGGCGAAGCGACUCGCCCUCGAGCGCAGUAAGACACAGAUGUUGAAGAACUUAAACAGGUUCGUGUCGCGCUACCGGCUGGUGGUGUCCAACCUGCCGGCGGCGUGCGACGACGCGCGCCUGCGCCGCACGUGCGCGCGCGCCGCCCCGCGCGCCGCCAUCACCGAGGCGCGCGUCAUGCGCGACCUGCGCGCGCCGCUGCAGCGCGACGGCCAGCACCCAUCCAAAGGAUACGGCUUCGUGAUGUUCAUGCGACACGAGGACGCGUUGGCGUGUCUUCGAAAACUGAACAACAAUCCCGAUAUUUUCGACAAGAAUAACAGGCCAAUAGUUUCAUUCUCAAUAGAGGAUCGUACAGCUUUAAACGCAAGGAAAAAGAGAUUAGAAAAAUCUAUAGCGAAUAAUCCCUUAGCAAGGAAAGAGACACAAGAUAACGACCAAAGCAAAGACAGACGUAGGGGGAAGAAACGAAAACAAAACACGCCAGACGAGAGUUACAUGAAGAAGAGAAAAUUCGAGCACAAUAAUGUUCAGAGGCGAGAAGCUGGAAAGUUCGUGCAAAGACCCAGGGAUAAUACAGAAGAUUAUUCAGGAUUGACGGCAAGAGAAGGGAGUCAGCACAAGAUGAGGAGUUUUCAUAAACUCAAAACACAAGCGGACUUACAUAGGCAGAACGUCAAGGUUGAGAAGAAGAAGAGCCAGCGGGCGAUGAGGUUGAAGAAGGCGGCCCGCGAACGGAUAAAGCAGCCGAAACAAAAGAUUAACAAAAACAAAACGGGAAAAAGAAAUAAGAAACGAAACUUUGACAAAAGUUUCAUUUAAAUAAAUGAUUAUCUUCGUUAGGAAAAUAUAUUUAAUAUCAUCA